Molecule: messenger RNA, 838 nt
Organism: Fopius arisanus
Lineage: Eukaryota; Metazoa; Arthropoda; Insecta; Hymenoptera; Braconidae
Product: flavin reductase (NADPH)
Exons: 5
Coding region: 107-712 (201 amino acids)
Molecular function (GO): biliverdin reductase [NAD(P)H] activity; riboflavin reductase (NADPH) activity
Source: RefSeq, a predicted model, not a curated record
CUACCGUUUUUUAAUCUCAGUAGUGACGUGGUGUGAGCUUCGUGAUUUUAUAGAGGGUGUGUCUUCUUCGUCGGAAUAGGAUAGUUGGAACACAUUACAAAUCGCCAUGAAGAAAGUUGUGAUGUUUGGGUCCACCGGGAUGACCGGUCUUUGCGCCCUGGAGUACGCUGUCGAAAAAGGACUUCAGGUGCGAGUGUUUGUGCGUGAUAAAGCAAAAAUUCCGAACCAUUUGAGUAGGAAGGUAGAUAUUGUUGUUGGAGAUGUCCAGAAUGCUGAGGAAGUUGAAAAUGCUGUUGCUGGUCAAGAGGGUGUUGUUGUAAUAUUGGGAACCCGAAAUGACUUGAGUCCAACAACAGUGCUGUCUGAAGGCAUGAAAAACAUCAUCGCAGCCAUGAAAAAUACUAAUGUGGAAGCGAUAUCAGUCUGCUUAUCAGUGUACCUCUUUUAUAAACCGGAUGACAUUCCAAGAAUUUUUCAGGACAUCGUCGAUGAGCACGAGAGGAUGCUCAAUGUUCUGAAAGCGAGUGAAUUAAAGUGGGUUGCCGUCUUUCCACCUCGCAUAGCAGAGACUCCGGGUGGAAAAUUCACAGUAAAACACGACGAAUCCCCAGGGCGUGUGAUAUCGAAACAUGAUCUUGGAAAAUUUCUGGUUGACUGCUUGGACCAAUCAGAACAUCAUCAACAACUUUGUGGGAUUGCCGAAUGCACUUGAGAGAUAAAAUAUUUUCAUGUACGAGACGCAGCAUAUGCGUUCUUCCAGGAUAAAGCACAACCGUUUGCGGCGUUACGAAACGAUGCCUUGGCAUUGGUGGUGGUGGUGGACUAAAGAAUUUACAUG